Molecule: messenger RNA, 957 nt
Organism: Daphnia magna
Lineage: Eukaryota; Metazoa; Arthropoda; Branchiopoda; Diplostraca; Daphniidae
Exons: 3
Coding region: 397-957 (186 amino acids)
Source: RefSeq, a predicted model, not a curated record
CAAUGAACAAGUAAAGACCGAAGCCCUUGACGACAAUAACGCGUCACGGAAACAACACACCGUUGCAUUAGCCUAAGAUCUUAAUCAAUAUAUCAGAAUAAAAUUAAUAACCAUCUUAGACAAUUGUAAAUAAGCUUUAAAAUUUUUUAAAAUGAUGUGAUUCAAAGUUUCCCUUAAUUUCUUAAAAGUAAUGACAUUAUUAGGCUUUGAGUAUUAAUUUUGACACUGUUAAGUAUUGAAAAGAAUCAUUAUCGAUUAUCUUACCUCGUCGAUAUUCAGUUAUUUCAUGUUGUCCUGAAAUAUUUACAUCGUCUGCUUUUGGGACGCUAGUUAGAACAGCAGUAUUAACAUGUAUUAAGUAAUUAUUGUUUUGGAGAUAUUGAUACCGUUGCAACAAUGAGUUCCAACAAAGAAUCGCUUCGGCGAUGUCGACGAAGAAAAACUGUCAUUGGACCGAGACAGGAAUUACGGCGAAUAAAAGAACGCGUUGAUUUCUUCCUAUUACAAGCUUCCCAGCAAGCUAACCAGCAAGAUAACCAGCAAGAUAACCAGCAAUAUAGACAAUUACAAACAUCAGAUAUGGACAAUGUUCUUUCCUCUGUAGUUAACUCGAGGACAUUGGAUAUGAUGGUUCCAUUAGUAAACACCACACAUGCACAAAGUGAUGGUAACGAUCAGCAGCAAACAGAAAUUCAUUCGUUGCAUUAUGAACAGACUGAUGAUCAGGAGGCACAUAGUGAAAAUCAACAAGAGUCAUGUAUGUCAUCACACAGUGAACGUGAAUGGAAUGGGCUACAAGAAUGGUUUCUUGGCCGAAUAGCUGGGCGGACAUUCCGGCAUCAUAGGCGACGGAGAAAAGACGAUUUGUUAAUUCCAAUAGGGUGCUUUUCAGAGUUUGACUUGUGUGACUUCGGUGUAAUACAAGUUGUUGUAUUUCUUGAUAUUUCGUUUGAGUAA